AUGUUGACUAUUUCUGCUUUUCACGGCGCCUUGAAGACUUCAAUGACUGAAAAAGAAAAGUUGAAGUUGAAUAUGAGCCCAAUGUCUUCGAUCGAUGAGUUUCUUCUUGCUCUUAGUGAAAGAGAGAGAAUUGAGAUCACAUUUACUCAAGUGGCAGAGUUUGUUUUCUGCUUUUUAUGGAAAGAUUUAGAUAGCGCAAUCUAA
Messenger RNA from Clunio marinus, 204 nucleotides. The record is from the annotation of a GenBank genome assembly. NCBI's taxonomy places the organism in Eukaryota, Metazoa, Arthropoda, Insecta, Diptera, Chironomidae.